GUUUGCCGCCAUUAAAGGGGUUAUCAGCUGAAUCAUCAGUUGCGUUGAAGUAGCAACCGCUCACUACUUCAAUGUCGACGGAGUCAACACGAUUUCUGAACGUGUUGUAGGCCGAGGCACAAAUAUCCAGGAUGUGCUAAUAAUACAGCAUUUUGAAAAUUGAUGUUGAUAAAGUGAGAAGAGGAAUAGGGCAUAACAGUGAACGAAGAUUACUUUCCGUUCAGCGAGUCACUGUAAAAACCACAGGUUUCGCAAUGAGCCCUACAAAAUUUCGACAUAAGUAUCCAAAUUCCUUACAUCAGUUUAUCAAAUGUGUAGCAAAACAAUAAUAUAUUGCGUGUAUGACAUCGUAACUUUUUAUAAUAUACAAACAUUAUACUUCAGAUCGUAAAUACCUUCAUACAUAGAUUUAGUGCAAAAGUUAAAGAUUACAAAGAACCUUAACAAAAUGAAGGAAUGCAAGCUGAAACGUAGAGUAUAAUAAAUCUCAAAUAUAAAAAAACUGGUAUAAUUCAGAACGCCUUAUAGAAUUAAUUAUUGCUCAAAAAAAAAUAACACGAGUAAUUUCUCAGUGCCAACAAAAACAACAAAGAAUCCGAGGGCAAAACAAGGACAAAACAGGCCAGAGGUUAAAUUCAGUAAAGCAAAAACUUGUAACUUUUACACAGAGGAAAUUAUGUCAUGACAAUUACAAACGUCUCACAAACACCAACACAAAAACAGGCCUCAAAACUACACUUAAAUAUAAAUUAACUGCAGACCAAUUCAAGGUCGAAUGAAUGUGGCAAUGCGGAAUAAGUAGGACGAGUAAAUUAAAAUGCAGCGAACACUUAAAGUGUCUUAAGUUACUAAGACCAGCACGCACUUUAAAAUCUAACGCACUCUUUUAUAAGAGAACUGUAAAAGAAACAAAAUUCACGACGUUCAGAUAUGCUGGAAUAUUACGUGAAUGCGUCAGAACCUUCGACUAUUAAAGUGGGCAACCAAGGAGCCAGACGCAACCUGCGAUACGAGUUGCUUAAAUAAACUGACGGCGCAGGCGCCGUAAGCACGACGCCAGUUUACGUGGAAACCAUGAGUCAGCAGGUAAGGAGGCGGCCGACCAGAGCAUCCUGACUUCCGAGACUCGACAGAGCCCAGGCGGUUCGGGCCAGGAAACGAUAAAUACGCGUCACCGAAACUUGUGGAAAAACAACAUGGAGAACAUUUCGUCUGUCCCUGAUUGGCUGGAUAAAGGAUUCCUGGAGUCUGUAAUUGGGAACGAGGUCAGUGGUUCAAAUAUCGUAGUAACAAAAUACGACGCCCGGCCUGCAGUUCCGAAAGGGGACCAUUUCUCCAGCUGUCUUCUGCGCGUCAAAGUGAAGUACUGCUUCAAAGAUGUGGACCACAUCGACUCCACUGGGAGCAGCAGCUUCAUAGUUAAGAGCCUUCCGACGGCCAAAAUCAUGAUUCAUCUUUUGACCGAGACAGGAAUAUUCCAGAGAGAAACAGACGUGUAUCUUCAAGCAUUACCAGCGAUGUACCGGCUCUCAGAACAGCUGAACGGCUCGAAGGCGCACCAUCUGACAUGCAGAUGCAUACACUCCGAACCUGACAUUCUCGUCCUGGAAGACCUUCGUGUUCUCGGCUACGAAAUGGCCGACCGCAGAAAAGGUCUCGACCUCUCCCACUGUCAAAUGGCACUGAGAUCUUUGGCACGUUUCCACGGUAUGUCCGUCGCACUUCACAAGAAGGACCCAAAAUCUAUGAGUUCAUUCAGUGAAGUUUUUUACAAAGAAAAGAAUCAUCCAAUUAUCAGCAGUUACAUGGAACCAGCCAUAAGGCGUCUGGCUUCUGCCAUUGCAAAUUGGCCCGGAUAUGAACGUUUCGAGGAUAAGUUAAGAGACUUAGCCGAAACAAGCUUUAUAAAGAUAACAGAAGUUGCAAGACCCAAAGACGGAUCGCUGUCCGUCUUAAACCACGGGGAUUUUUGGACGAACAACAUAAUGUUCAGGUAUUCUUCCGACCGCGACGAAGUUCUAGACGUAAAAUUUGUCGAUUUUCAAAUUUCACGGUUCACAUCGCCGGCUUUGGACCUUCAGUACUUCAUGUACACAAGUCCAAAUGAAGAAGUCCGCUUCGAACACACGGACGACCUCCUGAAUGCCUACCACGUCGAGCUGAGAGAGACACUGCACAUCCUGGGAUGUUCCGAUGUGGAAUUUACCUUCCAGCAGCUCAGAAAAGACUUUGAGGACAAGGCAGUUUUUGGGCUUAUUACGUCUUGUACUUUGCUUAACCUCAUACUCGCUGACCCGGAAGACGCCGUGGAUUUGGAACAUCUGACGCUGGAGGACAUGAGAGCUGUUGAAGACAAUCCGAUGGAGAAUGGAUUUUCGGGAUCUCUCUAUAGAGAAACGUUCCAAAAUAUUCUUCUUCAUUUCGAGAGCAAAGGUUUGCUUUAAGUUUGGAUAACCUCAGGCGACUCGUGACUUAUUAUAUGCCAACUGCCCACAGACGGCGUUCGAACUUUAGCUUACAGUUCUCAGAUACACGUACGAAAUAUAUUCCUCGAUUUAUCAAACAAAAGCCCUGUGCCAUUAGAAACACGUAAGAUUAUUUAAAAAAAAUUAGUCAAUAAAUAAAAGACGUCUGAACUGCCA
Zootermopsis nevadensis is the source of this 2642-nucleotide messenger RNA. RefSeq lists its product as uncharacterized. NCBI's taxonomy places the organism in Eukaryota, Metazoa, Arthropoda, Insecta, Blattodea, Termopsidae. The record is from RefSeq and is a predicted model, not a curated record.